Molecule: messenger RNA, 1069 nt
Organism: Sclerotinia trifoliorum
Lineage: Eukaryota; Fungi; Ascomycota; Leotiomycetes; Helotiales; Sclerotiniaceae
Source: the annotation of a GenBank genome assembly
AUAUUCAGAAUAUCUUGUCACUACCUAUAUCGGACAUUGGGUGAUGCACUUUUGAGUCAUAAAAAUUACAGUGUAGUAGAAAAUAUUCUUUGAUGGGGGAAAAUGUACGAAUGAUAUCAUCCAUCCACCGGCAAACAAACUAAUCCCAUCAUCUCGUGAUCAUUCUGCACUUCAAUCCAAAUCGACGACUACAGACCUCCAACAUCGCCAUAAUUAAUCAGUGUAAAGUGCUUCGAUCCCAUCCGGCAAGCAUCAACCACACACAUAAAACUAAAAAGUGAAAAAAGAAUACACAAUGGGCGGCCAAAAGCACAUCGUCUUCGACAUCGUAGGCACCUGCGUAUCCUUCGACGAAUACCACGCGCAAAUCGAGCAAGCCAUCGGCCCCAAACUCCACGCCCACAACAUCACAGCCAAAUUCUUCGGCUACAGCUGGAUGACGGCAUCCGAGCUAGAGUUCACAUUCCUCUCCAUAUCCGAACGAUACAAGUCGUACAACGGCAUCCUAGAAGCUACCUUCUACCGCACGUUAUGGUUUGCGGGGGUCGAGGAUCCGCGGGCUCUCUACACGGAUGAGGAGAUGAAGGCGUGUGUUCGGGGUUACUCUGAGUUACGGUUGAGAGCAGGUGCGAAAGAGUGUUUUGAGAUUUUGGAGAAGGGAGGAUUUAAAGUGUGGUUAUUGACCACGGCUGAUCUGAAGCGUGUUCAAGGUUAUUUUUCUAGAGGGGGUGUUGAGAUGCCUGCGGAAAGCUUCAUAUCGUGUGAUAGUUUUGGGGUGGCUAAGCCGGCAUUGGCGGCGUAUAGAAAUGCGUUGGAGAAAUUUGCUCCCGAUGAUGAGGCGUGGUUUGCGGCUGCCCAUAUGUGGGAUGUGUCGGCUGCGAAGAAGGUUGGGUUUAAGGGUGCUUAUUGUACGGAGUAUGAAAAGGAGUCGUGUAUUGAAAUUUAUGAUACUGAGAUGGAUGUUAUGGCUGAUAGUUUGCCCGAGAUGGCGGAGAAGGUUGUGAAGGCUGCUUCUUCAUGAAGUACGUUAAUAUUCAAUACAAUAAAGUCUAAUAGCAACUACCAUGAG